Messenger RNA from Geodia barretti, 1703 nucleotides. NCBI's taxonomy places the organism in Eukaryota, Metazoa, Porifera, Demospongiae, Tetractinellida, Geodiidae. The record is from the annotation of a GenBank genome assembly.
CAUAGCAGACCUGGAGAAGAGGAGUCAAAAGAGGGAUACCAGGGAGAUCGCUCUUGUCAUUCUGAUUCGGACACUCACCAACCUCUCCGUCUUGCUCAUCCUCAUUGGAGCCGGUGUCGCCAUUUUCAUGGCCGCCCAACUUGGUCUCGACAGUCAACUGUCAGGAGAGAGUCUGCAACUGGAGGGUUUUGUUCUGCCAAUUGUCUUCACGGCUUUCAACAUCUCCCUCCCCAUCCUCUUUUCCUUCCUGGCCAGGUUUGAGAGGUUCAAGACACAGAGUGGGGAGAUCAGGAUGACUCUAAUUAGAGCCAUCAUUGUCCGCCUGUCUUCCCUCAUCGUCCUCUUCGUCACUCUCUUCAUCCUCAUCUCUUGUACCCAAUCAUUUGGAGGGGGUGGAGGGAGGGAAGAAGAAGAGGAGGUGGUAGAAGAGGAAGGAACUUGUCAGUUCAGUGUCCCGGACAUCGACAUUGGGCCCCAGAAUGGAACCUCGCAGGCCAGAGAGAACUGUCCACAGUGCUGGGAGACAUUUGUUGGCCAGGAGUUGUACAAGUUAGGUCUGGUGAACUUUGCACUCUCUCCAUCACUACUCUUACCGUGGAAACAGCUAGAAAGUCAGUCAGUCGGUCCUUACGUCUGCUGUGGUAGUGCAUUCACCCAAACACUCAGUAUUUGCCACCCUCUACUGUAAACCAUACGGCAUGAGGGAGGUCUAUUUUGUAGAACGGUGUAUACUAUAAGCCAGUGGUUGUCGUGACAGCGAUCUCUCGUGCUGUCUAGUGUGAUGAGUAGGCUGCCGUACAAGGUGUUCAGUCAGCGAGUGGGGAAAGGCAACUUCAACAUUGCCAAGAGCAUCCUGGAUCUCAUCUACACCCAGGCCCUCCUCUGGCUUGGAUUUUUCUACUCUCCGUUCCUCCCUUUUGUCAUCCUAGUCACCUCCUUCAUGCUCUUCUACGUGAAGAAGUAUAGCCUCAUGUGGAACCUAGCACCCAACACUAGAGGAGCAUUCAAAGCCACCCGGACCAAUUUCCUGUUCCUGUUCCUCCUCCUUGCAGUCCUCCUUGCCUCCCUCGUCCCCACCGGAUACACCGUGGCUCGUCUCCACCCUUCCCAGACCUGUGGACCAUUCCGAGGAAAAGAGUUGAUCUACGACGUGGUGACAGAGGUUCUUGAGGGAGCAGACUGCAGAGUGCAGCAGGUCUUUGACUACUUCCAGAGUACCAGUUUUCUUCUCCCAGUCAUCAUGAUACUCCUAUUGGUGAGCUAUGCCCAGUGGGUUGUCAUUAGGGCUAGGAAACGCGGCUUCCUUCUCCUCAAGAAACAACUGCUGCUCGAAGCAGCUGAUUCAACGUUUUAUGGACAGCAGCUGCAGAAGAAGACCAAGGAAGAAGAGGCUGUGGACACCACAGACGGAGGAGAGGGUGUGGCUUCUGGAGGAGGAGGAGGCGUGGCUUCUUUGCAGCAGAGGUUGUCGGCUCUCCAGGACAUGUCAGAGGAAGAAAGGGGCGUGGCACUCCGAGACAAGCGGCUCAGUACCUUAGUCUCUCUCCCCUCCCAUCGCCUUUCUCUCCAGACCUCCGCUAUUUGAUUACAUCAUUAUGAUGUCACCUCAUCCAAUUUUGGAUCAACGUACACAAAAUCAACCAAAUGACUUUUUAAACUCAUGUCUUUAGUAGAAUGCUGAAUGCUGAUAAUUUUUACUGCAU